Molecule: messenger RNA, 5520 nt
Organism: Scylla paramamosain (green mud crab)
Lineage: Eukaryota; Metazoa; Arthropoda; Malacostraca; Decapoda; Portunidae
Gene: Uba2
Product: SUMO-activating enzyme subunit 2-like
Exons: 14
Coding region: 179-2221 (680 amino acids)
Biological process (GO): protein sumoylation
Cellular component (GO): cytoplasm; SUMO activating enzyme complex
Molecular function (GO): SUMO activating enzyme activity
Source: RefSeq, a predicted model, not a curated record
UAAGAUUACUUUUGAAAAUUUUGUAAGGUAACAAAAAGAACAGUGCAUGAAUCUUCAGUAAUAAGGGAAAAGAAAAGAAAGGAGAAAGGGAAAAGCAGAAGACCCAGACAUUGAGGAAGGACAUGUCAGGGAGUGCAGUUUCAAAGGCAAAACUCCCGACCAACAUAUCAGCUCAGACAUGGCAACACUGCUCCCAGUCUCGUUCAAAAUGGCGGUACCGAAAGAGAAGGACUUUAUGCCGCUUCUGGCAUCUUGCCGUAUCUUGGUAGUUGGUGCUGGUGGUAUUGGCUGUGAAUUAUUGAAAAAUCUAGUUCUCACUGGGUUCGAGGAUAUAGAAGUGAUUGACUUGGAUACAAUAGAUGUGAGCAACCUGAACAGACAGUUCCUUUUCCAAAAGUGUCAUGUUGGGAGGAGUAAAGCAGAGGUUGCCAAGGAGUCAGCCCUCAGAUUUAAUCCGAAAGCAAAGAUAGUGGCUCAUCAUGACUCAGUGUUGAAGCCCAAAUAUGGUGUGCCAUUCUUCAAAGAAUUCACCAUGGUUAUGAAUGCACUUGACAAUCAAGCUGCUAGGAACCAUGUUAACCGUCUUUGUCUUGCAUCUGAUGUUCCAUUAGUGGAAAGUGGCACAGCAGGAUACCUUGGACAAGUUACAGUGAUAAAGAAGGGGCUUACUGAAUGCUAUGAGUGCCAGCCCAAGGCAGCCCAGAAGACCUAUCCAGGUUGCACUAUCAGGAACACUCCCUCAGAGCCCAUUCACUGCAUUGUCUGGGCCAAGCAUCUCUUCAACCAACUUUUUGGAGAAGCAGAUCCAGAUGAAGAUGUUUCACCAGACUCUGCAGACCCUGAACUUGUGGGUCAGGCAGGCAAGUCAGCUCUUGACAGUUCUGAAGCCCAAUCAAAAGCAAGUACUACUCAGGACAACGAAUCAGCUUCCAAUGGAAAUGUUCUGAGGGUGUCUACUCGUGCGUGGGCCAGUUCUCAUGACUAUUGUCCAAAGAGAUCUCCAUUCUUGGAGACUUCAAUGUUCACCACCAGCUUUGGCUUUCGUCUUCCUUCACUGACCAUUCUGAAAUUGUUCACCAAGUUGUUCUCAGAAGACAUCUUGUACCUGCUCUCAAUGGAAAAAUUAUGGGAAAACAGACGUCGACCAACCCCAUUAACUUGGGAAGAAGCAGGAACUAUUGAUGAGGAGAAAGAAGCUGAGAAUGACAAAGGUGGCAUAGCAGAUCAGCGAUUGUGGAGUGUUAAGGAGUGCCAAGAGAUUUUUUCAUCUGCUGUUCACAUUAUAAGGAAAAGACUUACGGGUGAAGUAACAGAACUGGUGUGGGACAAGGAUGAUGAAAGCAGCAUGGACUUUGUGUGUGCCUGUGCAAAUCUGAGGGCACAUAUCUUUGGCAUUCAGAGGAAGACCAGAUUUGAUGUGAAAUCCAUGGCUGGUAACAUCAUCCCUGCCAUUGCCACCACCAAUGCUGUGAUUGCUGGACUGAUAGUAUUGGAGGGACUGAAGGUGUUAGCUGGUGAAUUUGGAGCAGCCCGAACUACGUACCUGAACCGACGACCAAAUCCCCGUCGGCGGCUGCUGGUGCCAUGUGCACUGGAUCCACCGCGGCCCCAAUGUCUUGUGUGUGCUCCACGACCCCGAUUAGCCUUAAAGCUGCCUGUGGCUCUUACCUCAGUGGGAGCUCUAAAAGACAAAGUGCUGCGGGGUGCCUUAGCCAUGGCAGCCCCAGAUGUUGAGGUGGUAGAUGGCAAGGGCACCAUCCUGAUAUCAUCUGAAGAAGGAGAGACCCAAGAGAAUAAUGGGAAGAUGUUGAAGGAAUUCAACAUUGUAGAUGGAACCCAGCUUAACUGUGAUGACUUUUUGCAGAACUACAACAUCCUUGUGGACAUUAUUGACUGUGAUCAACUGAAGGAUGGUGCUGAGUUUGAGGUAAUUGGUGACCCUGAACAGUUGAAGAAAGAACAAGAAGAACAAGCCAAAGAACAGGAUAAGAAGGAAGAAGAACAAACCUCUUCCUCCUCAACAUCAGCAGCAACAGCAGCUGCAUCACUGCUUCCACCAACUGUCGUGGAGGAUGAUGAUGACUUGGUGUGCCUUGAUGAUGUAAUUGUGAAGAAGAGGAAAGUAGAGGAAGGAGAAGAAAGAGAGGAGGAGCCUCCCCUCAAGAAAGCCCGAAGUGGUGGAAAAACAGAGGAAGAAGAGGAGAUAAUGGUACUAGAGUGAGGAAAGAAAGAAGGACUUUCAUAUGGAUAUUGUGUUGCAUCAGACAGUCACACUCUAUAACAAAAUCAGAUAGGAAUAUGCAGUUGUGAUGUGGGCACAUAUGAAAGCAUGUUACUGUGGAAAGUACAAAAAAUAACCAUAAAAGUGGCACUAGUUAGAAAAAAUGUCCAACGAAGAGGCUGGAAAGCUACAAUGUCACACUGAUUUUAGGAGAAAGAGAGUGAUUAUUUUGAUAUUCAAAUCAGUUUGUGUGUAGAGGAAAUUGGAUGAUGCUGGUGAAGAGAGUGCAACAGAGAAUGAAUAGAAAACGGAAAAGACCAGAUGAUAAUGUGAUAUAUAGGAAGGAGUGAAAGGAAUUUAUAUGGCUUUGAAAAAAACUUUCAAAUGGGUGCAUAAGAUGCUGCUAAACCAUAUUGAAAAUUGCCUGGAGGAAAAGUAGAGGAGAGCUCAUAUAACAGAAAAGAUCUUGGAAGAAUGUCAUUCCCAAGAAUAAUUUUUCCCCCAAGUUGCAUUCAUGACUCAUAUAAAAGGUAUGCCUAAUGAUGUGAGUUGUUUUGUUAAUCUUUGUACACAAUGUUUCUUAGGUUAUAAAAAAAAAUGAAGUCUUCAAAUCAUGAAUACUGCAGGAAUUGGAUGAAGUAUGGAAAUUAAGUCGAUUAAUUUUUUUUUAAUUGAAAAUUUUAAAGUAGUUGGAGCUGGAAGCAGAUGGGAAAAGAACUGGAUGAAAGUAAACAAAGUGGUAAAGUAAAAAGACAUACAAAACCUGAGAGUACAAGAUAUUCUGUGUAAAAUGGAAAAAAAAAAUAAAUAAAAAAAAUAAAGGCAUAUAUAAUGUGGUGGACUCAAUUUUUCACAUCUCAGAAAAUCAGGCUAUAUUCUAGCAAUGUAUUUCAUACAUGCAUCUCAGCUCAGUCCAAAGAGAUUGCUUGUUGCCCCAGCUACUAACAGUGUAUACAUUAUACAUUUAUCCAUAGUGAACUGUGAUUAUAUGUGUUGCUCUUGACCUAAAUUUGGAAGCUGAGGUGGCACCAUGCUAUCCUUGGAUAGUUAGAUGAAGAAAUAGUAUUAACUAUUGACUAGUGAGAUGGCUGCAUCUUGUUGAAAGGGUUCAAAUAGGCAAGGGACAAUACUUUAGUUCAGGAAGUUUUUAGUUUUUGUCUGCUGGCAGAAAGAAGGCCUUGUACACUUUGUGACAGGGCAAAACUGCAGGAUUCCAUAUUAUUUCAGAGCCCUCACAUUGGGAUACAAAGCAGUAUAAGACUGACUCAUGCUACCAUAGGAAAUAUGCUAGAGAAUGUCAUGAACUUCACAUCUGCAUCUAUGCAGCCAUCUCCCCUUUCCAAGUCAUCAGUAAUCUGUAUUGUCCCAGAACCUAAGAUGCACAGGAAAUGUUUAGUUACAUUCAUUAGGCAAGUAGUGAGCAGAUUAAAGGAAACAACAUGUAAAAUGUGUCAUAAAAAUGCACUUAAAGAACUGUAGAACAUGAAUACACUGUACAAAAUAGAAUAUAAAAAGCCUAUGAGCCAUUAAUACCUGUAUGCAAAGCUAUAAGAGCAAGAGCUGCUAGGUACAUACCUCCACCUCCAUUCAUUCCCCAGUCUGCAUCAUAUUCCCUUCUUUUUUGUUCAUCUUCAGAUGGUUUACAUUCUCAAAGCCCAUGAUGUCAAGCCUAGUACAUAGUUACUGGUCUCUUUGUCAUCAUCCUUUGCCACAUCAUUGUCAUCAUCAUCCAGGGACAUAGUAUCCUCUAACUUGGUCACUUCCAGUUUCUUCCAUCAACUCAAUUCCAGAGAUCACUGACCCUUUUUAUCGUAAGUGUGUAUCAUUCACUAAGAAAGCCAACAGAAGUAAGAAUUUAUGAAAGUGUGAAGCAGUGAAAGCCUAGCACAUUGUGGUGGGUCACAUCAACAUAAUCUCCAGGCUAAGUUGGUCAUAGCUGCUGAAAUAUGCCUAAUGUUAGGUCUCCUUUUAAUUUUAUGGACAAUGAAGGACUAAGUUGUGAGGAAAGAAAGCAUAAGCCUAUGGUCUGACCAUUUUUAAUUGAACAUUUAGGCAUUGUCCUUUCUGGGAAUUCUCCAGCCUGCAGUGCUGCCACAUUUAUAUUAAGACAUAUCCCAUGUCAGGUACCUCCUACCUCAAAAGUAAAUGGUGUAGUAUAUAUACAUUGUGAUUCUCUAAAAAAGGCAAGUUAGUGUAAUAUGUUUUUUUUAAUGAUGCAUUGUUUUUUUUUGCAAACACCACAACCCUUGACAAGGUUUCCUCCAGGCAUUGUCACGUCGUCACAUGGUCAGAGUGACUUGUGUUAAUCAGUGGUCACUUCCUCUCGCGCUGCCAGCUAGGAUAGAAGCUAACUCUCCCACUCACUUUCGUCACCACAGCUGAGAAAGCUUAUUUAUAUAGUAAAUAAGUAUUUUUUUGGAAGAAAAGGCUAAUAGGGGGUUCAUUACUUGACCCCUCAGGAGCUGUUGCCCAAACAGCGAAAGCCACCAAUGUACCUUGACUUUUACCUUGGUGUUGGUGUGGAAAAAUUCGUAACUAAAGAAUAAAAAUGUAAUAUCAUAGUUUAAGGGAAAUAUCAUAUCUAAAAGGAAACCUAUCACAUUUAAAUUAAAUUCAUAAUGGAGAGAGAGAGAGAGAGAGAGAGAGAGAGAGAGAGAGAGAGAGGGGGGGGGGGAGGUUGACUAACAGGCAGGAGAUUUUUUUCUCAAAUUUUAAUGAUGCGUAUGCAAGUAUAGAUCUGAUAGAACUAAAUUUGCAUGGAAUGUAGAUUGUAUAUGCAAAGACAGAGAGAGAGAGAGAGAGAGAGGUGUGUGGGGAGUGAGGUUAUCAGUGACACAUAGGCUCUAAUCUGAUAUUUGACCCAAUACAAGGUUUGGCAGUGCCACAAGCUGGGGAAUCCCCAGAAAGGAUAAUGCCUAAAUGCACAAUUCAAAAUGGUCAGACCAUAGGCUGUCUUUUAUUAUUGUUGUAGUUUACCAGCUUGUCAAUUUAUACAACUCUGUUUUACCAAAAUUCUAAAUUGUUAGUCUUAAAAUUAAUAUAGCUGUUUCAGUGUUUUGUGCAUUUUUGUCCAGCUUAGAAUAAAGUUUUUAUCUUGCUGUUGUAGUGCUGUUGUAAUGUGUCAUGAAUACCACUCACAUUUAAAGGAUUGCUUAAAACAAAAAUGAUACACUGCAUGCAUUUUGCAGUUUGUGAUUAUAUGCAGAUCAAGUACUGACCACUUCUUUAUACUUUGUAAGAUUUUAUAGCAUAAAUAUUUUUUUGUAUUGAAACCAAAAUACAUGUCAGGUUACUAUGAA